Messenger RNA from Symbiodinium natans, 804 nucleotides. Lineage: Eukaryota; Dinophyceae; Suessiales; Symbiodiniaceae. The record is from the annotation of a GenBank genome assembly.
AUGUCUGUGGCCGCAUCGGACUUGGCCUGCCCAAAUCCAUCAAGUCCAAAGCUCAAGGAGAUGUUCUUUGUCGCUGCGAAGGAGCACGGCCAAGAACGAGAUGACCUGCCCUUGUGGGGCUUGCGCCCAGAGAUCACACCAAACCUGGCCUUCCCGUUGACCAGCAGCGGCCGCAGUGAUCAUGUGAGGAGGCAAGAUGUCCAGGGCCUACGAGGCGGUUUUCAGAUCUUGGAUCUGCUGUCAGUGGAGGAGUGCGAGGCAUUCGUAGCAGUACUGGAAGGACUUGGGUUUCAUACCGACGCUGCCGUAUCACUGCCGUACUCCUUCCGCCACAUGACGAACUGCAAUUUGUGCGUGCCGGAAUUUGUGGACGAGCUGCUCUACAAGCGCUGUGAGCAUCUUCUGCCGACGAUUGCAGGCUACAAGCCUGUUGGCCUCAAUGCCAAGUUCCGCUGCUACAGGUACCAGGCCGGAGAUUACUUCAAGCCGCACACAGAUGGUGCAUGGCCGGGUUCCCGUGUCACGGGGAAAGGCUUUCAGAGUGAUGCCUUUGGAGACCGCUUUAGUCAACUGACGUUUCUGAUCCUGUUGACCGAUGACUAUGAAGGAGGGGAGACCCGCUUUCUGCUGGAAGACACAUCCGUAGCUGUCAGAACACCGCGUGGUGGCGUUCUUGUUUUUCCUCACGGAUACCAUCCCGACAGCCCCCUCCAUGAGGGAUCACCGAUCCACUCGGGUGUCAAGUACAUCAUUCGGACUGAGGUGUUAUAUCCACUGGAGGCGAUGAAGAUUCGCCAAUCCUGA